Messenger RNA from Maudiozyma barnettii, 1215 nucleotides. It is a transcript of the gene GIS3, whose product is annotated as Gis3p. The record is from RefSeq and is a predicted model, not a curated record. Lineage: Eukaryota; Fungi; Ascomycota; Saccharomycetes; Saccharomycetales; Saccharomycetaceae. Bases 1 to 1215 code for a protein of 404 amino acids. The transcript has a single exon.
AUGAUUCUGGGGUCAUUAGCACUCAUGAACAACUCAUCGUUGAAUGAAAAUAUAUCACUGUCGUUCAAAAAUAUCUCCAAGGGGAAACCUUCUCUGUGCUAUGCCGAUGAUCUAGCGACAAGUUUUAAGAGAAAUAAAAGAAACGGUAGUGGCACUCUUGUAACACACAACCAUGUUGAUCAUAAAUUGAGGACUAGAUCAGUAUCAAAUCCUGUGACACCAUCCAUGAGUGCUGUGAUAUCACAGAUUAAACAGAUGUCAGGGGAACCAAUAAUUGGUAAACAAUCUUUAAGAAGAAGUUUUAGUUCCGUACCGAAUUCUGAUUCUAGAGAUAUUUCUUUAAUAGAUAGAGAUGACAAUGAUGAUAAUAUAUAUAUACCGAAAAGGAAACAUCGAAGUUCCAAUGAUAACGACUCUAAAAACACUGAACUAUCACACCCUUUAUAUUCUGGCAAUAGUUUAGAACAAUUGCACAUGAUACGAAAAGACCCAACUAUGAAAUUUUUUAAUGUCAAUGAUCUAGAUUUACAGGAUUCGUUAACUCCUGAAGAUAUCGUACAAAUAAUACCACCCAUAUAUGUUAGACAUAAAUCUGAUAGGAAACUUCCAAAAAAGUUACCAUCAGAAAAGAAGAUUAUUCAAGAAAAUACAAAAGAUCUAGAGUUGGAGGUAUGGCCUGAUUCCGUUGAUCAACGAGAUAAAUCUACAGUCACGUCGACUACAGGGAUAGAUUUAUUACCAGAUAAUAAAAAAAUUAGACAGAGGUCAAUGAAUCCAAAUUUUUUAAAAUUAUUAGCUAUUGAAAGGCGAAGUAUAGACAAAAAUAUUCUUCCUGAGGUCCAUAUCGACAAUCAAACGUUUAAUAGUCUCUCUGUCCACCCUGAUACUCAAGUAGUUGAUUCCUUAGAUUUUAACGACGAUGUUCGUUUAGCUAUCAAGACCAAAUUAAAGUUAUGGAACGAUCUUGGUCGUGGAAGUUUACGGAAUGAUUUAUAUGGCGAUGCAGUUCCUUGGAACAUGAAAUUUAUUCCCUCUGAUACCCAGGACAAUGACAAUGUUGACAGUUCACUAGUAAGGAUGAACUCCACAUUAAAACCAUGGUGUAAUGAUAGUACUGACAUACGAGAACACGGAAUGUUGAAACCAUGUGGACGCUUCACCAACGGGUCUCAAUAUGUAGUGAAGGGCUGGUGUGACAGUAGAUUUAUCCAAUAA